GCCUAUAAAGAGGGAGGAUGUGUGCAGCAGCCUUUACACCGCUCCAGACUCCUGGAACAACAGUUUUGAACUUGAACCUGAGAGGACCAGCAUCAUGACGCCUGUUUUCCUCCUCCUCCUCUUCUUCUCCAUGACGGCCAUCGCUCCGGGUGAAGCUGAAAAAGACAUCUCUGAAAUCAUCGAAGAGGCUAAUAAUGGCUCAACAAACCUGGUGGAUGGUGACGUGGUGGAAACUUCCCUGAGGAACGCAGCUAGUUGCACAUACUAUGGCUGCAAGUGGCCCAAACGUGGAUCCAUAGUCUAUGUGCCGGUGUAUAUCUCCACUCGUUUCUCAAGUGCAGAGCGCAACACCAUCAUCAGAGGCCUGGUGUCAUUCCACAGCUCCACGUGCAUUCGCUUUGUUUGGAGAAGGUACGCGUCGCAGAGGGAUUACAUCUACUUUUACUCUGGACCUGGGUGCUCCUCUAACAUUGGCCGUAAGGGUGGACAUCAGUUUAUCUCCCUGAAGAAAGGCGGGUGUGUGUACCACUCCAUAGUGCAGCAUGAGAUCCUCCACGCUCUUGGUUUCCACCACGAGCACAAGCGCAGCGACAGGGACAGAUAUGUUCGAAUCAACUGGGCGAACAUCAAGCCAAGUCAGAAACACAACUUUAACAGAGCUCGGACUAACAAUUUGUGGACUGGAUAUGACUUCAACUCUGUCAUGCAUUACAGCAAGAACGCCUUCUCCAGAAAUGGAAAGCCCACCAUCGUCGGCACGAAUCCAUCCCAAACAUUUGGAGGUGCCAGAUCCAUGAGCAAAAAUGACAUCCUCCGCGUCAACAGGCUUUACAGAUGCUAAGGAACCGUUGGACCUACAGAGAGUUCACCUGUCGGGACAUCCUGACUUCUGAUGCACACUAACAACAUCAUUCAACAGCAGCAGGAAAUGUGAACAUGUGAUGGAGAUGGUCUCACCACAGCUGUAGGUUAGCUCCUGUGAGCAGUUGGUCCGGUAUUCUGAAGAAGCCCAAUAAAAAAUCAAUUGAUCUGGUUUUUGUUCUUUGUGCUGAGGUUAAGCCAAAUAUUAGUAAAAAACUUGAGGGUAAUUAAUCAGCCUUUUUUUUGUUAAAUCAUUUUCUCACUUCUUGAUUUGUUAUAAUACAAAGAGUAUGAUUUGGUGAUGGGUUUACUGAAUGUUCGAAAGCAACAAAAUAUGAUCCAUAACUCAAAAUAGACACACUUCUAAUUUCACUGCAAUAAUUUCACAGCAAUAAAAAAAUGACAAAAAAA
Pleuronectes platessa (European plaice) is the source of this 1272-nucleotide messenger RNA. Its product is annotated as high choriolytic enzyme 2. The transcript is spliced from 10 exons. The record is from RefSeq and is a predicted model, not a curated record. Gene Ontology annotation, molecular function: zinc ion binding; metalloendopeptidase activity. NCBI's taxonomy places the organism in Eukaryota, Metazoa, Chordata, Actinopteri, Pleuronectiformes, Pleuronectidae. Gene Ontology annotation, biological process: proteolysis. The coding region runs from base 95 to 841 and encodes 248 amino acids.